Molecule: messenger RNA, 1179 nt
Organism: Rotaria sp. Silwood1
Lineage: Eukaryota; Metazoa; Rotifera; Eurotatoria; Philodinida; Philodinidae
Source: the annotation of a GenBank genome assembly
AUGACAAUCGGCACCGGUAAAUUUGAGCGAAUGACAAAAGAAGAAAAAUUACGUUUCUGUCGAGAUCUUAUUAAAAAAGCUGCUAACUUAACAAAAUCAUCAGCUGUUAGUGAUAUUUAUUCAACAGGAAAUACAUCUAGUCAUAGUGAUAUAUAUUCAAAAAGUAAGUCAAAUCAACAACCUAGUUCUGUUAGUGAUACUCUAUUGAAAGAAACAAAAAAUGAUACUUUAAUUAAUAAUGGAACUUCAAAAUUACAUCCAACUAAACGAACAACAUCAAGAUCUUCGAUAAAGUCAUCAACAUCAUAUACGUCACACAAAUCGAAUACAAGUAUUUCACAACAUCCUUCAAUUUCGUCACUUCUUAGUAAUAAAUCAAAGAAUAAACAACAAUCUUCUGCUUCACAAACAUUAGUUCCAUUGGAUGAAUCAAAUAUUAUUCGAUCUCCUUCAGAGACAAGUAACAAGUUAGAAAUGAAGGAUCCAACAUUAAAUACACGCUUAGCAACUUCUCCAAAAACUGCUAACACACUAUCUGGUAUGCGCUCAAAAUCGAAAUUUAACGGACGUAGUAAGAGUCAACGUAUCACUGAUACUUCAAAUAUUCGUUCUACUCCUGUUUCGAAAUCUCAAAAGAAUAAAACUGGAACAAAUAAAUUAAAAUCAACUAUGAAGACAAAGAUAGCUUCAACCGUUCUUUCACCUUCGAAACGCUCAGCAACUGCUAAUAAGACCAAUGUAACUAAUAUAAAAAGUAAAUCUAAAUCAAAUACAAAAUCAGAAAAAACUACGGGUAAUCAUCAAACGAAACAAUCACAUAAAACUAAUAAAGAUCGUACUGAAACAUGUACUGUACAAUUUGUACCAAAAUUUAAUCCAAAUUCAAAUACAAAUCAAGUACCAAUAUAUCGUCUAGUACGUCAUGCUUUUGGUAAUAUGGUACGUGAAGCUAUAUGUCAACUGGAUAAAGAUAAAACAGGCGUUAGUUCACAACAAAUUAUUGAUCAUAUAGUUAAACAUUAUGCAUUUCCAAAUAAUGUUUCGGAAAGUGUUGUACGUAAUCGUGCUAUGUUUACAAUUAAUUCUGGUUUACGAGCUGGUACUUUGCUAACUGUUAAUCCAAACAAAGGUGUUCGUAUCGGUCGUAUGCGUCAUAAUUACGCACGCAUGCUUUGUUAA